GUGUACGAGGGACAUUGAAUGCAACAUUUUUUCUAGUUCAAAGGAUAUAUCGUCGGUACAAGGCAAAGGCAGUUUAAUGUAUUUUAUGUUCAGGCAUUUCCUUGACACUCUGCUUGAAACUUGUUUCCUGAGCUAUGCCACAAUAGAAAUCUUUCCAGCAAUGUUUUGGGAAUAUUUCGACGCGGCUCGACCACUCGGAAAUUCAGCGGGCUCUACGAGCGAGUGAGAGAUAUGGACAACUCUGUCACCCUGUGGCAGUUCCUUCUCCAGCUCCUAUUGGAUCCCAGUAAUGAGCAGCUGAUCUGCUGGACCAAUGAGGAGGGGGAGUUUAAACUGCUGCAGGCCGAGGAAGUGGCCCGGCUGUGGGGAGCCCGCAAGAACAAACCCAACAUGAACUAUGACAAACUCAGCAGGGCUCUCAGAUACUACUAUGACAAGAACAUCAUAAAGAAGGUGAAUGGUCAGAAGUUUGUCUACCGCUUUGUUUCCUAUCCUGACAUCCUGAAAGGAGAUGUUGGUACCCGAACAGACGGCGGGGAUGUGGGUGCUGGGGGCCUCUCUCCAUUGUCAAAGAGGGGAGACGGCAGCCUACUGGAGGGCGAGUCUGGUGACCGCAGCAAGGUAGGAGGUAGUACAGCAGCUCUGAGCUCCAGCACCAAGCAGUCAAACCGCAACGACUACAUCCACUCCGGCCUGUACACCUCCUUUACUCUCAACUCGCUGCAAAAUGGACGCCAGCUCUUCAAGUCCAUCAAAAUAGAGAACCCAGCAGAGAAGAUGGCUGACAAGAGGGGUCUCACUGCCACAGCCCACAGCCAGGAGCAGUUCGCUCAUCCGCAACAGCCGACCGGUUUGCCAUCCGUCAUCAAGUUUGGAAACACCCCUCCAAAGCCAGCACCAGCACCGCCUCCUCAGGUUGACAUAGAGCCCACCCUGAUGUCCAACCACUUAGAUUCUCUGCAAGCUCUGCCCCCGAGGGCCGAAGCCAUCAGCACACACUCCUCCCUGCCGUCCCAGUCCGUCUACUCGUUUGAACACAUCCGCCCGUCGGAACCAACAUUCAGCAUAUCAGACCUGACCUCGACCAGCCCGUCCCCAAGCCUAGUGCCCGACUCCUCCCAGGAGCUGGUCAUUGACAGCGACAUGGAGUCCGGAUCUUCUCACCCCGCAGACUCUCAGGCACCAGAACCCACAGAUGCUCAGGCCCAGGAAAAGGUGGACAGUGGCAUUGGUUUGUCGGGAGACGAGACCAGUUUUGUGGACGCUGAAACCAGUUCAUCCUCAGUGAGCAGCAGCACCACACUCAGCACUCAGAGCUCAGGAAAGACACGCAAGCCCCCGAAAGUCCUGCAGAUCAGCCCGCCAACUCUGCUGGUCACCACUUCUGACUUCUCCCCCAUGAACCUCUGCAGCCCCUCUCUACCGACUGCCUCUCUCACACCAGCAAUGCUACAGACUCCCACUCUGUUGCUGACUCCUAGUCCUCUGCUGUCCAACAUCCACUUCUGGAGCACGCUCAGUCCGGUCGCUCCCCUCAGCCCAGCUACACGCCGCCAGGGAGGCCAACUGUUCCAAUUUCCGUCUGUCCUCACCCCACAGUUCCAGAUCCCUGUACACAGUAUCGAUGGGACCAAUACGCCCGGCCCCAUUUCCCCAGACCCUCAGAAGACAUAAGAUUAACCCCCCACACAGUCUCACUGCAUUUGGACCCAGACAGCCAGACACUCCCCCCACUGCUCCAUCCCCUACUCCCACAUCCAGGACAAUUAUGUGGGAGCUCAGUUAUUGCCAUUCCUCAUCACUCCGGUGCUUUAAAGUUCACAGCCACAGAAUUCACACUACAGUCAGACUUGUGGAGGGAGGAUCUGGAGAAAUGUUGGCAAUCAACAUUCAGUUUGUUUUCUGAGCGGAUGCUAACCUGUACUCAUAGACACUGAUGCCACCGUUCCUUAUGCACUUUCAUUUUGAUUCAUUUUCUCUGGCUUUUUGGAAUCCUCAGUCACAACAGUUCGAAGGAGGGAGGAAUUUCCAUGGCAACAGUUGGUGCAUGUGGAUUGGACCCUCAGCAGCGACAAUCUGCUUCAUACUUUGACACACAGACCAGUGGGAUUGCAGAUAACUGAAUCUUUCCUUUAAUAGAAUUUCCUUCUUCUCUUGUGCAACAGUGUUACUGCCAAAAAAGACAUUAUCAGUUAGUUUUUAACUUUUUCUCUCCUCUGCUGACAUGGACUCCGUUCUUUUUGUGCUCUGUCCUUUACUUUUACUCUUGUUGAAGGGUAGUGCUUUAACCUGAUAACCUGCAUGUUUACCUGCAACUCUCCAGCUCUCAAACUCGCCUCACAUGCCUGAGUGUAUACUGUUUGCUGCUGUCAAAUGUUGGCUGACUUUAGCCAUACUUUUACCUUGCCUGUCUUAUCGUGAUGUGUGGCCAUAAUCCAAGCUGAACCUUGAGUCUUGCCCCUAUGUAACUGUUCUAAUGCAUAUAUAUAUACAGUGGAAUAGCCCUGAAAGCCAGUGUGGCCUGGUGUGUCUCCAGCCGGUAAGCUUUCAUGUGGGAAUUGAAUAAAGUGAAGCCAUAACAGUUUAUGCGCAUCGACUCUGCAAGCAACAACCCAAAUCCUGUAUUUGAUAAUGAAAAUGAACUCUACAUUGUUAAAGGCAGCCACCAUGAUAAGGGCACUUACUUCCAGUUUUUAAAUCAAAAUUGUUAAGAGAUAGAAAAUAUUCAAGAAAACGUUUGACUGUUUUCUUUGUUGUAAAUCAAUGGGCUUUGAUUAAUGUUGCUUGCAACGUCGGUGCAGUUAUUUUAUCUCUGCCUGAACCUCCAAAUCUUAGCGGCUAGACUUUGAACAGUCCAGCCUCAUCCUUUGCCGAGCCUUAGCCAUCUGAAAUAGAUCAACCUUUAAUCCAGGAGCAUUGAAGCACCUUCCUGCCCUAAAACCCCCUCCUCUAGAUGAUCAGCCAUGAAAGGCUUAUACCUGUUUUGUAAAUGACUUUAAAGCCAUAAGUCUGAGACGCAGACUCAAGAGGGAGACCCCACAUUUCUAUGCUAUCAAAUGUGGAAAUUGUACAUCACACUUGUUUACACAAUACUUGGAUAGAACACACUUAAGUGUUUCUUUACCUAAGUGUCCCUUUCUAACCCAGGGAUGGAUGACCAGCGAAUCUUGUAGGGGGAGGGGGGACUCAUACUCAACUAACAAGACAUUUGCCCCCUCUGCCUGCUGUCUGUCACAUUGAUAUACGGUGCCUUACCACAGCCAAGCCCAAGUUAAUCUCCCAAAAGUGGAUAACGUUCUAUCAUUUAAAAGUUAGUGUGGAGCUAACUGUAUACGACAGCGUUUGUUGUUUGUUUUUUCUGCCAUAUCCUUGCGUAGACCAAACCAGAGCCCCAGAAGUUUGCAGUAAAACUUCACAGGGAUGUUUUGUGUCCGAGUUCACUGCAGCUCAUGUGGUCUGCCACAGCUUACUCUGUGUAUGUACUACAGGACCUUCAAUGUGCUGCGGUGCUCUUCAGGAUGCAUACCUGUACAUACAGACAGCAACAUGAGUCCAGAUGCAGAGCAUGUAAAUCUAAUCAGGCCAUGCUUUAGAGUUGGUGGCCACGUCUCCAACCUGCUUCUAAAUGUUUGUGAUAACAAAUUUACUCAGAAAGUAUAUAAAACCUGUUUACUAUGUUUUGUGUAAUCUCCUUUCAUUUUCCUGUAACACCAAUAGAAUUUUAAGAUUCAUUUCUAUUUUUGUAACGGCCAGAUAGUUAGACGUUCUGUUAUUUUGGGUUCUCUUUGUGCAUGUGUUCCUUUAUGUUUUCCUCUCAUAUAUCUGGGAGGCGGCGGCCCCAUGGUGCCAUUGGCUAUUUUUGGGAAUCAAAGCCUUAUAUGGGGAGAAAUCUAAAUCUAUGUUUUAUAUGUAAAGUGUUUUGAUAUAGUGUUGAUAUUGUACAUGCAGAUGUUGUGAUGGAACGUUUGCACUUAAUCUUUCGGGGUUCCUGUAGUAUUGGAUUCUGUUGCUUUUCUAUGACUCAGAUUUCCUCUUUGAAAUGUUGUCGAUGUUUGCUUACUGAGAAAUGUAUAUUUUCCCAAAGGGAGGAUAAAAUUAUGCACUUCAUAUUUUAUACGGUAAAUCUAAUCUUUUACAAUCAAAGUAUUUACAUUUGUGAUUAGGCACGACCACACAAUAUUUAUUUAUUUGAAUUUAUAACAGAUCCCAAUAGAAUUGGUAGCUUAUAUUGCAUUUUUUGCAGCAACUUUGAUAAAAACCUAUAAAAUCGCUGGAUAAUAACCCCAAAGGCCAUUUGAAACUCCUCCAUCAAGUCUUAUGGGACUUGUCAUUUGCAUAUUUCUUCAUUUGUAUCUUCUGAUGAUGUUUUUCCUUCAACUUACCUUGAAAUGUAAAAUCUCGUUUUAAAAAGAAAUGACACAGUUCUUGCUAUGUUCUGUCCAGUUUUCUAUUUGUUUGAUGCUUUUUCAAAUGUUUACAAGCUACUUGUCUUAAGUGGCGUAUUGAUGUGUGAGAGGCGUAGAGGAAGUGUUUAUAAUGGAAGAGAUAAGGGAGACCAGUAAUAAAAGAUCUCUAACUAA
Molecule: messenger RNA, 4580 nt
Organism: Dicentrarchus labrax (European seabass)
Lineage: Eukaryota; Metazoa; Chordata; Actinopteri; Moronidae
Gene: elk4
Product: ETS transcription factor ELK4
Exons: 6
Coding region: 232-1674 (480 amino acids)
Biological process (GO): cell differentiation; regulation of transcription by RNA polymerase II
Cellular component (GO): nucleus
Molecular function (GO): sequence-specific DNA binding; DNA-binding transcription factor activity, RNA polymerase II-specific
Source: RefSeq, a predicted model, not a curated record